GCAAAACCACAUUCUGAUACAUUUGGAUGGGUUGCACAGAGCGAUUUAUUGCGACCAAACGAUAUAACCCUUUGUUAUCUACGUUAAACGUUCCUAAACUCCCGCGUGAUCCCAGGGGCCUGUCUCUUAUCUGGCGCGAUUAGGCCCCACCCGUCUAGUACAUCUAUCCCAUCCCUUCCAAGGUUACGUUACAUCUUCUAUUUUCUGCGUCUUGCUUGGGGGUCUAUUGAGACUUCUCAUAAUAUCACUGCUCUACACUCGAUGUGCAGGGCUGUCACCAAACAUCGUGAACAUCUCACGCCAUCGCAUCCCCGCAGCGAUGGACUUCCGCCUAGUGCCUCGCGGUACUGAUCGGAACUACACAGGAUUCCUCACAAAGACGAUAGUCUACAUCGGGACGCUGGUGAUAUUUCUGGCCUCGUUUUCCUUGACAGUAUCCUCGAUCGUCAUUCCAAAAUGGGUCAGCUACCAUAGCGAAAAGCCCGAGAUCGAUUACUAUUACGGCCUUCAUCGCCGCUGCUCCUCCCUCACCGAUACCUGCGAGAGCUUCCCACAAGGCGACGAGUGCCACGGCGAAGACCGAUACUUCUGCUCCAUGUGGCGCUCCGUCGGGUUUUUGAUGUCCUUUGCUGUUGUUCUGCAGGGCAUGGGUGUGGUCUCAUACCUGGUCAUCUUAUCUGGCGGCAAACGGCUGCGCGAAAAUGGGUGGAGUGUUCUUAGUUUGAUGGUUGGUCUGUCUGCCAUUGUGCAGGCAGCCGGCAUGUCGAUAGUGGCAUAUCUAUUUGAUAACGAGGACCGGUUCUUCGUCGGCUGGAAACUUGGCCAGUCCUGGAUCCUUUGCACUACUAGCUGGUGCCUCAGUGUUUUCUGCGCAGCCGUGGUUAUUGUGGCUGCUAAGAUCUUACCCUCCGAGGGUGGGUACGAGUUGAUCCCUGAUCAUGAUGAGCUUCGAGUCCCUUGAUAGCGCCCUGUGUAGCAUUCAUGACACCUGGACGAAUCACGCAUUACGCAAACAGAGGAAGCAGGCCUAUCUAAGUAUUACCGGUCCUUGACGACUUCUCAUAAUUCUACUAUUUCGGUGGUUGCAGGUUGUUGACGCUUUUCUAUCUUUUGAUUUCGUGCUGGGCGUUGGGGCUGUAUACUUCUUUUCUCCUUCCGGGCUAUGGUAGGGACAACUAAUAUGGAU
This is a messenger RNA of Penicillium samsonianum, 1186 nucleotides long. RefSeq lists its product as uncharacterized. Bases 320 to 961 code for a protein of 213 amino acids. Lineage: Eukaryota; Fungi; Ascomycota; Eurotiomycetes; Eurotiales; Aspergillaceae. The transcript is spliced from 4 exons. The record is from RefSeq and is a predicted model, not a curated record.